Messenger RNA from Halichondria panicea, 2101 nucleotides. Its product is annotated as swi5-dependent recombination DNA repair protein 1 homolog. NCBI's taxonomy places the organism in Eukaryota, Metazoa, Porifera, Demospongiae, Suberitida, Halichondriidae. Gene Ontology annotation, biological process: positive regulation of DNA-templated transcription; double-strand break repair via homologous recombination. Bases 1247 to 1981 code for a protein of 244 amino acids. The record is from RefSeq and is a predicted model, not a curated record. Gene Ontology annotation, cellular component: Swi5-Sfr1 complex. The transcript has 6 exons.
GAUCAAGCAUGAAGAAUGAGAUUCCCAACCAAUUACCAACAGACACACUAUUCCAUAUAGUUUUUGCUCGCAAGCUGUUGCAUGCCCUCUUCUCUUUAUCAGCCCUGGCCACGACCCCAUACAAGUCUGUGCUUGCAGGUCUUUAAUUGGUGCAAUACACUGUCAUAUCUCUGUUCCCCCUGUACUUGUGCAUGCAGCUGCAGGCUCAACACUGCAUGUUUGUAAGAAUGUUACAGGGAUGACCACCAACAAGGACAAAGCCAAAAAGAAAAGUAACUUUUGAGGCAAACGCAAUCACCUACCUGUUUAUGUAUAUAUACUGCUUCUUUUAUCAUCGUGUGUGCAUCAGUUGAAAUAAUUAUGGUUUUGUUGUAAUAAUACUAUAGACAGAUGUUCAUUCCUUCUCCUAACCUCUGAAUAGAUAAGGUAGCUUCCUACAUUGUGACUGCAUGCAUCAAUAUACUCAUGCCUUUGUUUUCACUAUAGCUAUAGGAUCCGAAUGUCAUGGUUUAAUAUCUACUCUGAUGAUAGGUAUAGCUAUAAUUAUAGAAUUGACUAAUGGAAAAGAUUGCCAGAAUUGCAUGAUAUUUAAGAUACUGGUCUGAUCUAGCCUAUCUGUGUGAUAAGUCCUCUACUCAGAUCGUAGAUGUACAAUGAAAGGGUGGUGGUGUCACCGCUAUAGUAGUGGGGUAUUGGGUCUAGAAGUAGUCUACAUACAUGCACUGCAGGCACGAUAGGAACCACUAAAAUUACUGCAUGGUUACCAUGUUUGGCGUAUCCCAUUCAUUAUGGCAUCUAUCGAGUGCACAUGCAGAUUCUUAAUUCUGUCUAGACAACAAAGUAAAGAUGAUAAUAUUGUUUGCAAAAAUUAAUUGAUGAUGGCUGCAUAUUUGGAGAGACAGCAAACAUUACAUUCCAAUUACUAUGCUACUACAGUGGAAUCCCUCUAUAACGGACACCUUUGGGGAACAAUGUUUUGCCUUUUGGCCUUUAUACAGAGGUGGCCUUUGUUGAGAGGUUGUUUUGUGUUCAUUUGGGACCUGGGUGCCUGGUGCCUGGCAGUUAUAAUUGGCCUUUAUUAGGGGAGGUUGUUCCACUGUAGUUUUGAUUGUGUUGCCCUCCAUACACGACCUUUUCCCAAAACCCUAGGCCUGGGCGUGGGAUCGAGGCCAGAGGCUAGCAUGCAGCAAAACAGUAACUUCUUACUUAGUUCAUCAACCUUUGCCAAAGCAACAUAGCCUCAAACAUGGCAGCACCUGGACCAUUGGAAAGCAAGCUGCUGGAGCAUUUUAGAGAGGUCAAAUGCCCCAUUCUCCAAGAAGAAGAGCUAAAGGUCUGGUGGGAGAAAGAGGAGCUCAAAGAUGGCUUGUCAGAAUCACUGAAGGUGUUGGUGGAGAGAGGAAGACUGGGCGGGAGGACUCUUUCUGUAGGCAAAAAUCAAAUCAAAAUCUACUGGCUCAAGGAUGGAGGCCAUCAGUGUGUACUGUCUGCUCCACCGUCAACUAUGCAACCCAAUGCCUGCGCUGCAGGGUCAACUCCUGGGGCAUCCAAACGAGGUCCUAAGAGAUCACAAUCACGAUUCGUAUCACCCCUCAUCAAAGACAGACGAGAGAAGAGACCCAAACUUGAUGCAGCCAUGGAUACUGUGAAGGGCUCACUUGACUUCAGUGGUGAAGACGGUAGCUCGAGUACAGAGCUGGGGCGCUUAUCAGAGAAGAAGGCUACCUUGCUGACUCGACUGAAAGAGCGCAAAGAAGAACUAAGGAAACUGAGAAUGGUGAAGAUGUAUCGCACCAAGCCUGAGCAUCAAGGAUUGGAUGUGCUGACUCAACAGUGGAGAGAGGUGUCCCAGGAAGUUGCCCAGAGUCUGCUAGAGAGCUCCACCCACCAACCACCCCCUACCAUGCAACAACUACUAGACUAUCUACAUAUUGACCAUGAUCUCAUUCAUUAUUCAGUAGAAGAUGAAUCGUUUUAUUAACAAUUACGUUACUUUAAAUUUAUUCAAGAAUGCGCAUAUAAUUAUAUAUUAUUUAACCAUUAUAAUUAAUUCAUUCAAGAGUUCAUUCAGAAAAACAAAUAUCAUUCAAUAACAAUUAAC